Molecule: messenger RNA, 4554 nt
Organism: Neospora caninum
Lineage: Eukaryota; Apicomplexa; Conoidasida; Eucoccidiorida; Sarcocystidae
Product: putative sec23/Sec24 helical domain-containing protein
Exons: 14
Coding region: 1-4554 (1517 amino acids)
Biological process (GO): endoplasmic reticulum to Golgi vesicle-mediated transport; intracellular protein transport; COPII-coated vesicle cargo loading
Cellular component (GO): endoplasmic reticulum exit site; COPII vesicle coat
Molecular function (GO): SNARE binding; zinc ion binding
Source: RefSeq, a predicted model, not a curated record
AUGCAGCUCCCGUAUCCGCAACAGUACGCAGCCCCUGCAUGCAAUGGCGACAUGCAGGCGGGCUCUCCGCCGCAGCAGCAUGGGCAGCAAUAUGACGCCUCGUCCAUUGUCUCUCAGGUUCCGCCCCCGGACACCCGAGCCGUGCCUCAGCCAUCGUAUUACACGCCUCACCAGCCAGCUGUGCACUGGUCGCAACAGCCUUCUCAGUCGUCUGUCUGUGUGCCUGAACAGGGCGUUCCCCAGGCGGUCUCCUAUACCGGCGCUGCGCCUACAUAUGCGCCGCCGGUCCAAGUGAAUCCGGUGUCUGCUUUCCCUCCGGAAACGUGUCCUGGGGCCGGCGGCUAUUCGCAUCCACCUGCACAAGUUCGAGGGAAUGACCCCAGUCCAUUCCCUACUCAGACCUUCCCAAAUUAUCCGUCAGACGGCAACAGCAGCCAGGCGAGCGCGUCUCUGCCGCAUGCACGGAGUGUGUCUACGCCGGCGCCAGCCGCGCCUGUUCAGCAGCCAGUGCGCCUUGCGGCCGACCCCGUGAAUCCAGCUGGGUACAUCUUUCAAGGCCACCAGAGAGGUCAGGAUGGAGGCCAACGCGUCCAAGGUGACACCGGGCGGGGGAGCGAAAUGCAAAGGGAGGCGUGCGCGUCUCCCUACCCCGAGUUCCAGAGGCACUCCAACCCGCCUGCAUACGGAGGAGUGGCGCCACAGAGCCUCGCUGAUGGCCGGGGCCCAGCCGUGCCUGUCGAAAACGACAGAUUUCAGCCGGCACAAGGUGUGGUCCACGCCUCCGGCGAGCAGAGUGCACGGGGCAUGAAGCAGGACGCGUUUGCGCAUCAGUCUCCGCAACACGGUGUGCCUACACCGCUUCGCCAGCGAGCGGCAGGAGACGGAGGGUGUCGGGCACCGGGUCUCGAGCAGCUCUCUACGCCCCUUGGGUCCGCUGAAGGUCGACCGGAACGGCCAACACCGCCGCUUGAAGGGAUGGCGAUUCAGCAGAACUUUGGAUCGGCAGACGACGUCUCUGGCGACAGGGGGUUGCCAAGUGCCUCUCUCUUGGCUGUCCAAAACCAGUCACAGACAGGAACGGCGUCAAGUCAGGGGGCUGGCCACGCCCAACAAGGAGACUAUCCAAGUGCUACAGGUACGCCGUACUACUCGUCGCGGCCGGGAGACUCCGUUUCUCAAAGACACGAAGGAGGGUAUACAGGAAUGUCUGGGAGCUCGUGUUCUUCGUCCCAGUCUCAAAGCCAGUUGGGUGGACUUGGUCCAGGUUAUCCGUCCUCUGGCCCUCUCCAGGAGCGGCAGCACCAGCCGCCUCCGCAGACGGCGUCGCCCCCUCAACCCCAGUCUUCUUCCCUUUCAACCAGUUCCCGCCGGAGACCGUCGCCCGAGCCUUCUGUACCUGCUUCGUCUGCUUCGUCUCUGGAUCGGUCCUCACGAGCUGGGCUUCAGAGCACUUCGUCGCUGGCGGCGCCAGCCGCACCACACAGCUCACAGCCGGGCGGGACGGAGACGACUUCGGGAGACUCUUCAGGCGCGGCGCCGCCGCGCAUGUCGACGCUCACGCGAGCAGUUAAUUCGCGGAUUGAUCCCUGCCAAGUUCCCCGGCCCGAGGGGCGGAGCGAGACAGUGACCCAGGAGGGUGGACGCGUCUACGAGUCGGACAAGUACAACCUCCCGCCCAAUCCGUGCAGUGUAUAUACAGUUCUGGAUCGCGGGAGUUGCUCCUGUCGCUACGUGCGCUGCACAUUGAACCACAUUCCUGCCUUUUCCCACACGCUUUCCCUUUCGUCGCUUCUCUUUGGUGUCCUCGUCCAGCCCUUUGCGCAGAAAGGCUCAUGCGAAGAACCCAUCCCGAUUGUUGAUCUCACCGAGGCCUCCCCGCUGUUCACGUACCACUUGAGUGGGAAACGUUCCGGCGCGCUCCAGGGUGGCUCCGCCGAGGGUCGGAAAGGGGCGAGCGCGGGGAAGCACGCCUCUGACGGCCCUGUCCGGUGUCCGCGGUGUCGGUCGUACAUCAAUCCCUUCAUGGCCUGGGCGUCUGGGGGCAACGAGUGCGUAUGCAACCUCUGCGAUCACCACUUCCUUCUGCCCGAGUACUACAUGGAGGCACUGCACCUGUAUCGGUCGCAGAUUCAUGGCGACGGCCGCGCGACUGGGCUCGACUGCGACCGAAACGGCGAGCCGCGUGGCCGGCAGGCGAGGCCUGCAGGGAUCGAACGCCACGAACUGUGGAAGGGCAGUGUCGACUUUGUCGCGCCUCCGGCGUUUGAAGCGAAACUUGAGGCUCGGAAAAAAACUGGAGAGAACCCGACUUUCAGCGACCCGCGAACCGGUCGGGCGCAGACUGCUGCGCCAGCAGAGACUUCAGGCGAGUCUCCCAGCGCUCCGUCUGUGCCAGGAACGGGGCCUUUCGAUUCUCAGGAACUCCCUGUGGCGGCUCUCUCUUGGAGUGAAAGACGUGCGCGAGAAGCAGAAGCUGAAAGCAAACUGCUUCAGCGCUUCCCGUGCGUCGUUUUCGUCCUGGACAUUUCGACUGCGGCCCUGAGAUCCAAUCUCGCAAACAGCUGCUUGCAUGCGCUCGCGGAACUCCUGCGCACGACUCAGGGGACUCUCCGCGUUCAGAUCGCGCUCAUCCUCUACGCCGAUCGCCUGGUCUUCUUCCCGAGAAAGCGCCAGGUCCGUCCGAGACAGUCAGCCGCGGCCCCCCGGGACGAUGGAGAUGGAAGCUACGGAAGCCAAGAGCCGCGCGAAGGCGAGGCGACGCUCCCGGGGCAAACGGGGCCCGCCGCGGGCGACGCAGGAGACACUCACGCUCAGACAGACGCGAAGCCGGGAAAAAUUCAGGCGGUGUUUGUCUCCGAUGUUGACGAUCCGUUCAUGCCUGCGCCGAUCGACCUCCUCUUUUUCUCUCCUCAUCAGUACCCAGAACUUUUGGCCCUUCUCGAGGAGCUGCCGAAGCUUCUGGGCGAACUGAGCGGCGAUUCAGGGGAUCGGUCAGUUGGAAACGCCGCGCUUCGAGCAGCCGUCGAUCUCGUUUGUGAUCGAGGGGCAGGAGGGAUGGUGGAGAUCUUUUACGCCUCUCCGCCGAAUCAUGGCGUCGGGGCUCUCAAGACCGAUCCAAUGGGGAAGGUGACAACUGGAGUAGGCGGCGCCUCCUUUGAGUUUCAGCAAAGAGAAUUCUACGAGGGUCUGUUGCGUGACUGCUCGGGAGGCGGUGUCUGCGUGGACGUCCACGCCUACCCGAGCACGCGGAACGCAAAGAUGCUUCUGCAGACGCUCGGAUCCAUCGCCACGCACACCGGCGGCAAGGUGUUUUACCAACACGACUUUUUGUGGAACAGAGACUACAGGCGAAUUUACGAGGACUUACACAGGCUGCUGACUUCGCCACUGGCGUUCAUGUGCGAGGCGAAACUGCGCACCAGCACGGGCGUCGCUGUCGACAAAAUUCUCGCGCCGUUUGGCGGUCCUCGAGUUCUCUACGAUCAGACAGCGUUCCGAAUUCCGAGAAUGGACGCCGACUUGACAGUCGCGUUUUUGUGCAAGCACACGCAACAGCUCGACUCGGUGAAGCAGGUGUAUGUACAGUUCGUCUGUGCAUACACCCCGCUGCAACCCCUGGAAUCAGGAAGGUCGUCAGAUGCAUCGUGUGAAGCGUCUCCGCCACGGCGUUACCUGAGAGUCCACACUCUGUCGAUGCCCGUUACAUUCUCCCUGUCUUCUCUGUUCCGCUUCGCGGAGGUCGAGUCUACUGUGGCUGUUAUGGCCCGCCUAGCGGCAAAGAUGGUCCUCCACAGCGAAAAAGACUGGAGAGAGAAAACGAUGGAACCUCUCGUGGCCAUACUCCACGCGUACAGAGCGAACUGCGCUUCGACCUCUUCGGCGGGCCAGCUUAUCCUUCCCGACUCCCUCAAACUCCUCCCCAUCUACAUCAUGGCGCUCUUCAAGCAUGCGGCCUUCCGGUCCUCGGAAGUCCGCGAAGAUGAACGCAUUUGGCAUUUGGUCCGCUUCAUGGGUUUGCCAGUGCACGCGUACCCUAGCUUGCUCUACCCUCGCGUCUUCCCGAUUCAUCGCUCCUACCUCGAGAAGGCGCGAGAGAAGAAGAUGCUGCAGCGGGCUGGACUUCCAACAGGAGUCGGUGACAACGUUUACCUGCCUGACUCUCUCGCCGCUACAGGAGUUAAGAUUUCUUCAGAUGGUGUCUUCCUCUGCGAUGUCGGAACCGCGCUCUUCCUCUACGUUGGCCAGCAUGUGAAGCCGGAAUAUCUCGCUGCACUGUUUGGAGACGGUGCCGUGGUGACCGAGGAGAACGCGCCUUUUCUGCAACUGCGCACAGACGGAGACUCCGCCGGAAGUCUCGUGUCGCGAAUCGUCGGCCAGAUCCGAAAGGACAAAGCGACGCUGCCGUACUUGCCUCUGCGGGUGGUUAGUGCAAAUUCCCUGGACGAAACUCGGCUACUAACUCACCUGGUCGAGGACGCAAUCGCCGGCGAGGUCUGCUACGUCGACUUCUUAUGUAGUCUCCAUAAGAUGGUGCAUAACAAGCUCGAGUCUUGA